UUUCAUUUUUAACACUCUCUCACAGACUAAACCCUAGCCUCCCCUUUCCUUUCACUCCCCCCAUUCUGCACGAUACCAAUGGCCGCCGCAGCUCGUCCCUUGGUCUCCGUCCAGUCACUGGAAGGUGACAUGGCCACCGAUGCAGCUCCCACCGUACAAUUACCCGCCGUCAUGAAGGCUUCGAUCCGUCCCGACAUCGUCACGUUCGUCCACUCAAAUAUCUCCAAGAACAGCCGCCAGCCCUACGCCGUCUCCAAGAAAGCCGGCCACCAGACCUCCGCCGAGUCCUGGGGUACCGGUCGCGCCGUCUCCCGUAUCCCCCGUGUUCCCGGUGGUGGUACUCACCGCGCCGGCCAGGGAGCCUUCGGAAACAUGUGUCGCGGCGGACGCAUGUUUGCUCCUACCAAGAUCUGGCGCCGCUGGCACCGUAAGAUCAACGUGAACCAGAAGAGGUAUGCUAUAGUCUCCGCUAUCGCGGCUUCUGCCGUCCCAUCCCUCGUGAUGGCACGUGGCCAUAAGAUCGAGAAAGUUCCCGAAUUGCCUCUGGUCGUCAGUGACUCAGCCGAGGGUGUUGAGAAAACAUCCGCCGCUUUGAAGGUUUUGAAACAAAUUGGUGCUUAUGAUGAUGCCGAGAAGGCUAAGGACAGCCAAUCUAUUCGUCCUGGAAAGGGUAAAAUGAGAAACCGUCGAUACAUUUCCAGGAAGGGCCCAUUGGUUGUGUACUCAACUGAAGGGGCGAAGCUCGUUAAGGCCUUCAGGAACAUUCCUGGUGUUGAGGUGGUUAACGUUGAGAGGUUGAACCUUUUGAAGCUUGCUCCAGGUGGACACCUUGGACGAUUUGUUAUCUGGACCAAGUCAGCCAUUGAGAAGUUGGAUUCAAUCUAUGGAUCCUUCGAUAAGGGGUCUGAGAAGAAGAAGGGGUACGUGUUGCCACGUGCCAAGAUGGUGAAUGCCGAUUUGGCUAGGAUCAUUAACUCUGAUGAGGUGCAAUCUGUGGUAAGGCCGAUUAAGAAGGAGGUGAAGAGAGCACCAAUGAAGAAGAACCCACUGAAGAAUCUCAACACUAUGCUCAGACUCAACCCCUAUGCCAAGACUGCUAGGAGAAUGUCGCUUUUGGCUGAGGCACAACGUGUUAAGGCUAAGAAGGAGAAGCUUGACAAGAAGAGGAAGCCCAUUACUAAGGAGGAGGCAUGUGCUAUCAGGGCUGCUGGGAAGGCAUGGUACCAAACCAUGAUCUCAGACAGUGAUUAUACUGAGUUCGAAAACUUCUCAAAGUGGCUUGGGGUGUCACAGUAGUGUGCCUUUUUGGUAUUUGAAGUUUAUCGUAAGACUAUAUAUUUUGUUAAUCCUUUUUGUUUUGCUGUUGGAACAAUUUUAGUUUGCAUUGAGUCAUGGAUGAGAAUGUAUGGAAGGAAAAUGAGAGGAAAGUGUGGUACUUGGAAUUGGGUUUUUCUUUCCAACUUUUUUUUUUCUCAAUUGUCUAGGUGGAGGAAAUUUUAUUACAAUCAUAAUCUUAGGAUUUAUUGUUUUUUGGCA
Pistacia vera is the source of this 1536-nucleotide messenger RNA. Its product is annotated as 60S ribosomal protein L4. Gene Ontology annotation, cellular component: cytosolic large ribosomal subunit; ribosome. Lineage: Eukaryota; Viridiplantae; Streptophyta; Magnoliopsida; Sapindales; Anacardiaceae. The coding region runs from base 79 to 1296 and encodes 405 amino acids. The record is from RefSeq and is a predicted model, not a curated record. Gene Ontology annotation, molecular function: structural constituent of ribosome; RNA binding. Gene Ontology annotation, biological process: translation. The transcript is spliced from 2 exons.